Messenger RNA from Zingiber officinale, 1444 nucleotides. RefSeq lists its product as uncharacterized. Bases 79 to 1302 code for a protein of 407 amino acids. NCBI's taxonomy places the organism in Eukaryota, Viridiplantae, Streptophyta, Magnoliopsida, Zingiberales, Zingiberaceae. The record is from RefSeq and is a predicted model, not a curated record. The transcript has 2 exons.
UUGUACUUUUUUUUUUUGGAGUUCUAUUAGUUACGGAAGGAGGAAGGAUCGGAGGCUCGGAGCGAGUGGCGGAAUCUGAUGGGUUGCAUCUCCUCCAAAUUGUUCGCCGGCGUCGACCUUGGCGAGGACGUCUUAUUCGAUGAGGUCGAUAAUCCCGACGCCGGAGGCGUCUGUCCUAACCAUUUCGUCUCACUCACCUCUACCACCUACGGCGCCCUCAAACUUGACUAUGCUGACGAGAAACCUACCGUCGAAUCCGAAGCUCUUCCGAAACGGAGCGUCAGCGAAGAGGAGGCCAGGACGCCAGAUUUCUGUCCGCAACCUGACGAGAAGGAGGAGGAUCGUCCUUCGGAGGUCAUCGACGCACAGGAACUCAUGGGGGACCUCGCCUCCGAAACCCCCAGCAGGUCUCCGGCGCAGAGGAAGAAACCCCCGAAACCCUCACCGCCGAUGCACCGUUCUCCGGAAGUUAGGACCUCGACGUCGCCCGCUAAGCCGAGGAGGUGGCCCAUCGGAAAGGAGAACACCCCAUUGCGGUCGGAGCCCAAGAGGUCGCAUUUCGAAGCGCACCGUAUCGCCGAUCCAUUCCGUUCCCUGGACAACUCGCCGUGGAUCAGCUUGGUUUCGGCGAUGUCGAGGAAACGUACCCCCAAUAGCGAAAAGUGCAAAAGAUCCGAGAGGGGUUCCGGUGACUCGCGGUCGAGGAGGAGCUUGAGCCCCCUGUUCGACCCCGAACUCGUGGCUAUGUUCGAGCUGCAGCACUGCGAGGAGGGGAAGAAGAUUACUACGAGGGCAGCGCACGGUAAGGCGUUCGAAGCUGCAACUUUGCUUCAGUCCUACGAGCGCAGGUGCCCCGGGGGAGGCGAGAACGCAGUGGUCCUCUACACCACCACGCUCAGGGGCAUCAGGAAGACCUUUGAGGACUGCAACGCGGUCAGAUCCCUGGUGAAGUCAUACGGCGUCCGCGUCGUGGAGAGGGACAUCUCCAUGGACUCCGGGUACAGGGAGGAGCUGAGGCUGCUGAUGGGGAAGAAGGAUGUCAAGGUCCCGUCGGUCUUCGUAAAGGGGCGCUGCAUCGGCGGCUUCGAAGAGAUAGCAAGAUUGGAGGACGAAGCAAAAUUGGAGCCUUUGCUGGAGGGCUUGCCGAGCGCGGUCAAGCGGUGCGAGGGCUGCGGCGAUCUGCGCUUUGUCAUGUGCAUGGACUGCAAUGGCAGCUGCAAGGUGUUGGAUCCGAAGAAGAACAAGGUGAAGUGUGGAGAGUGCAACGAGAAUGGCUUGAUCCACUGCCCCAUAUGCUGUUGACAACAGAUUUUUGCUUUCGAGACGUUGCGGUCCUUGGCCGAAUCUGAAAUGGAUUUUAAUUCUCCAUUCAAAACACUCAGCCGGGACCAAAGCCCAGGCCACAAAGUGGAAGGACAACUUGCUCUCCGUGUCCAAAGUUAGC